Molecule: messenger RNA, 525 nt
Organism: Mesocestoides corti
Lineage: Eukaryota; Metazoa; Platyhelminthes; Cestoda; Cyclophyllidea; Mesocestoididae
Source: the annotation of a GenBank genome assembly
CACAGGCACAAAAGGAAGGUAGUACGUAGGAAUCCAAAGAGCGAUGACCCUUACCUUCGUCUUAUGGUGAAGUUGUACAAGUUUCUUGCAAGACGCACACACUCAAAAUUUAAUAAUAUUAUCAAGCGACGGCUUUUCAUGAGUCGCAUUCACCGCGCUCCAAUGUCGCUUUCUCGGCUGGCCCGGCUAAUGAAAAAGCCUGGUCGGGAGGAUAAAGUUGCAGUCUGCAUAGGGACAGUCACGAAUGAUAUUCGCAUGCGUGAAGUUCCUAAAUUGACUGUUUGCGCUCUCCGCGUGACUGCGGGUGCCCGCAAUAGGAUCCUCAAGGCUGGUGGGAAAAUUAUGACUGUCGACCAAUUGGCGCUGAAAGCUCCUCUUGGAAAGGGCACCGUGCUCAUUCAAGGACCCAGGAAGGCUCGUGAGGCCUGCCGUCACUUUGGACCGGCUCCUGGCGUCCCUGGUAGUCACACAAAGCCCUAUGUCAUCUCAAAGUCCCGUGAGCGUUCUAAAGCACACAGAGCAUAA